Psilocybe cubensis is the source of this 750-nucleotide messenger RNA. RefSeq lists its product as uncharacterized. The transcript has 6 exons. The coding region runs from base 1 to 750 and encodes 249 amino acids. NCBI's taxonomy places the organism in Eukaryota, Fungi, Basidiomycota, Agaricomycetes, Agaricales, Agrocybaceae. The record is from RefSeq and is a predicted model, not a curated record.
AUGGCCUUUAUCGCAAACCACGUUUACACAAUCGCUAAUAAAACCCAGUUCCAGGGGAACAACAUGAUGAUAGGCCUGCUGCAAGCGAAACCCGACAACGGCACUCCAUGCCAAGUUUUUAUUCAGGCCAGCAACGAGGAAACAUUUAACCAGCAAUGGCUGAUAAAGGAGGUGGCUGGAAAGCAGCAAGUCUACACUUUUCAGGACAUACGCACAGGGUCAUACCUCGACUUGUCAAACGGAGGAGCGGCCAAUGGGACGCGCGUCCAAGGUUGGAAUCAUGCUAUUGGGACAGCCUGGUCGCCGAAUAUGCAAUGGAAGAUCGUCAAGGACGGAAAUUAUAUGAAAAUUCAAAAUGUUGCUAGCGGCACCUAUCUUGAUCUCUUGAGCUCACCCACCACACAAGCUCAGAACCAUAAUUUAAACAGGUACCUUGUCCUCCCAAAGAGCGUCCGCGACGCGAUAUACGUUAAAUCAGGACUGAAGAACGUAAAGGGGAGAGGUCAGCUUUUCGACAGCGACGACUAUGCCUUUGUUCUCAAAGCCGAGGUGGCGAAGUGGGGUAUUGCCACCCUUCUAGCAGAUGACUUUGGAAUUCUUUGGGGUGUCAUGUUUGGAGAGCAAGGUAGUCGCGGACUCGCCUACAACUUCUACCUAAACGAAAACCUUGACAACGUUAUAUUUUUCGACCCAUACACCGGAGAAGAGAAGGUGGACAUGCAAUACAAGGCCUACUUUGCUGUUUUCUAA